GGGGGCGGGCUGAGCGGAGCAUGAGGUAAAUAAUGAGGAAAUGAAUCAAUCCCUACUGAGACACACGAGUCUCGUUAUAAAGAGAGGUAGAGAGAGAGAGAGAGAGACAGAGAGACAGUGCCACCACGCAUAGGAUCUACAAAGGUAGGGAGAAAGAACUGCAGAGAAAAUUAAAAUCUAGGAAAAAAAAGGUCCUGUGUGUGUGUGGCAGGAUGUCGGAGGGCUUCGCCUCGGUGUUCUACAGCGAGCCGUCAGUGCUGGGUCUCCUCGCUAACGUCAUCAGUGCCUUCUACGUGGCUCUGCAGAACUUCGCAGAGGCUGCCACUGGCCAGGCCGCCACGGGAGUCGAGAACACACUUGCAGGCGUGCACCUCAUUAUGAUCGGAGGCGUGGUGCAGCUGCUGGCCGGCCUCCUCACCUUCAGGAAGUACGAACACCUGGCGGGGACCACGUUCCUGGCCUUCUCGGCGCUGUGGAGCAGCUACGGGACCACACGCAUCAUCGCUGGGGCCUACAAGCACCUGAUCUUGGGGGGCAACAGCACUGCAGCAGCCCAGAUCAGUGAGGCAGUCGUGGCCGGGCUGGUGGCCUACACCGGCGUGGCCUUCGUGGUGUCUUUCUGCUCGGCCACAUCCAACUACAUCAUGCCCUUCGUGUUCGGAGCCAUCACCGUGACGCUGGUGUUCGAGGCGGUGGGGCUGUUUGCCACGUGGGCGUUGGUGGUGGCUGGAGUGGCCCAGCUGGUCAUUGUCCUGUUCGGCCUCUACGGGGCGGUGGCUCUGCUCCUCAAAGGGAUCUACCAGCGGCACGUCCUUCCGGGCUUCGGCAACGCCCUCUUCGAUGUGCUGCUGCUGGGCGCCAGGAUCAAGCCGUCGCAGCGGCGGCAGGCCAGCCGGGGCGAGGAUGAGGAGGAGAAGAAGAAGAACAGCAAGUACGCUGAGCCCAUGGCGCUGGGGAACAUGAGCGACGUGGUCUCUGCAACGAUCCUGGCCUUUUACUGCUUCUGCUACAUGCCCUCCUUCCUGGUGGGGGUGCUGUGGGUCAGCCUCAAUGCCACGGCCCAGCUCCUGGCCAGCUACUACGCCUACCUGCGGAACGACGUGUUCUACGGCACAAAGUUCGCUCUGCACUGCGCCUACUGGCUGGUACAGGCUUGGGAGGCGUUUGUGGUGUCGAUGUUCCUGGGAGGGGAGGGGGAGGGUGUGAGUCGGGCCAGGUCAGGCAUGCUGGGGGGCUGGUUUUUCCUGGUGGCUGCCCUGCUACUAUGCCUGCUGUCCCUGAGCCGCGACAAGACUGAGCUGGUCCAGAACAGCCUGUUCACCCUACUCACCUUCUCCACCCUGCCCCAGAUUCCCCGCGGGUCUUGCUCCCUCUUCUUCGGGGUGGCCAGCUCUCUGUACGCUCUGUUCUGCCUCUACGUCUCCUUCAUCAGCCUGGUGAACUCCAUCGCAGAGAAGGUGCUCCUGCCCCUGGGCGUGCGGCUCGUGAGUGCCCCCAGGCUGCAGGGGGCGCUGUUCAGGCUGAAACGCCGCCUCUGCCAUGCCCAGGACAUGCCUCCCCUUGGGGGUCCCUUGGAUCACCGCGCCCAGCUCCCCGACUCCCUCUUCUUCCUGUGCAACGGCCUAGCUGCCCUCUCAGCCCUGCAGCCCUCCCUCCCGGACUCGCAGCGCUCUCACCUAGCCGUACCCUGGGUGCUGAUCCCCGGGACCCUCGUCCAGCUCUACGUGUCGCGGCUGCAGGUGCGAGGGGGACGCCGUUUCGGCCCCACACUGCCCUUCUCCUACGCAGCUGUCUGGGCAGGCUGGACCUGGCUGAGGUUUGCAGGUAAAACUUUCCCCUGGUUGUCCCAUCUGCCUUUAUAUUUCUAGUAAAAUGUACAAGUCAAAUUUGUCUACACAGUUUUGAUGUCUCCAGUUUUUAUGUAUUUCUGGUCAUGCAGUACUUAAUGUACCUUUGGAGGUGUAAAUCCUAUUAACCCUUCUGUAUAAUCUGUGAAAUCUGCAAACUACAGCUGUUGUAUUCUAUGAGUUUUUA
Polyodon spathula (Mississippi paddlefish) is the source of this 2034-nucleotide messenger RNA. RefSeq lists its product as uncharacterized. Lineage: Eukaryota; Metazoa; Chordata; Actinopteri; Acipenseriformes; Polyodontidae. The transcript is spliced from 3 exons. Gene Ontology annotation, cellular component: plasma membrane. The coding region runs from base 213 to 1868 and encodes 551 amino acids. Gene Ontology annotation, molecular function: acetate:proton symporter activity. Gene Ontology annotation, biological process: succinate transmembrane transport; acetate transmembrane transport. The record is from RefSeq and is a predicted model, not a curated record.